Molecule: messenger RNA, 2396 nt
Organism: Arachis stenosperma
Lineage: Eukaryota; Viridiplantae; Streptophyta; Magnoliopsida; Fabales; Fabaceae
Product: asparagine synthetase [glutamine-hydrolyzing] 2
Exons: 14
Coding region: 240-1931 (563 amino acids)
Cellular component (GO): cytosol
Molecular function (GO): asparagine synthase (glutamine-hydrolyzing) activity
Source: RefSeq, a predicted model, not a curated record
CUAUUAUUGUAUUAUUUUACAUGAGUAUCUUCAGACAUCACGUGUGAAUCAUCAUAUUAUAAAAAGGAAGAAAAUAAUAAUAAAACAUUAGUAAUUUAUAAAAGGAGUAAUAAACUUAGUGAUAUCUUCGUAAAUUAGUGAUACGUCAUAUUCACAUUUUAAUUUUUUUUACCUUAUUGUGUUCUCUUCCGUACUCUCUUCUGCUUCCUUCUCUUCUUCUUCUUCCCUUUGCAGCCGCCAUGUGCGGAAUCCUUGCAGUGUUGGGUUGUGUUGACAACUCUCAGGCCAAGCGCGCUCGUAUCAUCGAGCUAUCUCGCAGAUUGAAGCAUAGAGGACCUGAUUGGAGUGGAUUGCAUUGCCAUGGAGAUUGUUAUCUUGCUCAUCAAAGGCUUGCUAUUGUUGACCCCACUUCAGGGGAUCAACCUCUUUAUAACGAAGACAAGACUGUUGUUGUCACAGUAAAUGGGGAGAUAUAUAACCAUAAGGAACUGAGACAGAAAUUGAGUUCCCACCAGUUUCGAACUGGAAGCGACUGUGAAGUCAUUGCUCAUCUUUACGAAGAGUAUGGAGAAGAAUUUAUUGAUAUGCUGGAUGGGAUGUUCUCCUUUGUCCUUCUUGACACAAGAGAUAAAAGCUUCAUUGCUGCUCGUGAUGCUAUUGGCAUUACCCCUCUUUACUUGGGAUGGGGCCUUGAUGGAUCGACAUGGUUUGCGUCUGAAAUGAAAGCUUUAAGUGAUGAUUGUGAGAGAUUCAUAUCUUUUCCACCAGGGCAUAUAUAUUCCAACAAACAGGGAGGAUUAAGAAGAUGGUACAAUCCACCAUGGUUCACAGAGCAAAUUCCAUCAACACCCUAUGAUCCUCAGAUCUUACGUCAAGCCUUUGAGAAGGCUGUGCUUAAGAGGUUGAUGACUGAUGUACCUUUUGGAGUUCUUUUGUCGGGAGGACUUGACUCAUCGCUUGUCGCUGCCGUGACCAAUCGUUUUGUGGCUCAAUCUGCAGCUGCACAACAGUGGGGAUCACAGUUGCAUACUUUCUGUAUUGGUUUAAAGGGCUCUCCAGAUUUGAAAUUUGCAAAAGAGGUAGCAGAUUAUCUUGGUACUCGACAUUAUGAACUUUAUUUCACAGUUCAGGAAGGUAUAGAUGCACUUGAGGAAGUCAUUUACCACAUUGAAACAUAUGAUGUAACAACCAUCAGAGCAAGUACUCCAAUGUUCCUUAUGUCCAGAAAAAUCAAAUCCAUGGGAGUGAAAAUGGUUCUUUCGGGAGAAGGUUCAGAUGAAAUAUUUGGAGGUUACCUAUAUUUCCAUAAAGCACCUAAUAAGGAAGAGUUUCAUGAAGAAACAUGUCGAAAAAUCAAAGCUCUUCAUCUUUAUGACUGCCUGAGAGCCAAUAAAUCAACUUCAGCAUGGGGUAUAGAGGCACGUGUACCAUUCUUGGAUAAAGAAUUUAUCAACACAGCCAUGAGUAUUGAUCCAGAGUGGAAAAUGAUACGACCUGAUCUCGGAAGGAUAGAGAAGUGGGUAUUGCGCAAUGCAUUUGAUGACGAAACAAAUCCAUAUUUACCAAAGCACAUUUUGUACAGGCAGAAGGAACAGUUCAGUGAUGGUGUAGGGUACAGCUGGAUUGAUGGCUUGAAGGAGCAUGCUAACCAACAAGUCACAGAUGGAAUGCUGUUGCAUGCUAACUAUGUUUACCCUGAAAACACUCCCACAACAAAAGAAGCAUACCUCUACAGGACAAUUUUUGAGAAGCACUUUCCAAAGAAUGCUGCAAGGUCAACCGUUCCAGGAGGUCCUAGUGUUGCGUGCAGCACCGCAAAAGCUGUGGAAUGGGAUGCCGAAUGGUCAAAGAAUCCUGACCCUUCUGGCCGUGCUGCUCUUGGUGUUCAUGCAGCAGCAUAUGAGGCUGCAGCAGAUGCAAAAACAGCCUAGCCUAAAAACGGGACCCUCUAAAGGCCCUUUAUUCUGACUUCGAAGAACAAAAAAAUGCAAAGCAUUGUCUUGUGAGGCUUAUUUUCAGGUAGAUGAAAAAUUAAACUCUUGAGGAAGAUUGUCAUUUGUAUUUCGCACGGUUGGCACAACAUUUUAAGCUGUUUUGACACUAGCAGAGUAAGAUAACGUUUAAUGUAUACUGUUAGCAAUCUUUCUUACAUUGUGUUUGAGUAAGAGUCCUUUAACUGGAGUUGCAAUGGCAACUCAAAUUCAUAAAUAACAACAAUGAAGAAUUCCUGCAAAGUGAACAAAAGAUAAGAACUUUGCUCUUUGGUUUGCUAUAAUACUUGAGGCUCUGAGGGUACCCUCAAGCUGCCAAGGGCACUUUGAUGGCGUUCUGUGUCUCAACUCUCAAUAGUCUUUCAACUUGGGACAUCAUGCAAAAUAAAUAAAUAAACUUUCUCA